This is a messenger RNA of Plodia interpunctella (Indianmeal moth), 1448 nucleotides long. Its product is annotated as thyrostimulin beta-5 subunit-like. Gene Ontology annotation, cellular component: cytoplasm; extracellular region. Gene Ontology annotation, molecular function: hormone activity. The transcript has 4 exons. The coding region runs from base 175 to 624 and encodes 149 amino acids. Lineage: Eukaryota; Metazoa; Arthropoda; Insecta; Lepidoptera; Pyralidae. The record is from RefSeq and is a predicted model, not a curated record. Gene Ontology annotation, biological process: G protein-coupled receptor signaling pathway.
UGGUUUUAUUUCGUUUUUAUUUUCAUUUGCCUAUCUGUGUUUUAUGACACCGAUCACAGUUCCAAGUUUAAUGGUCUGAAACAAAAUCAUAAUGUUCAUUCGGCACGAAUAAUUAUAAAGAAAAGGAUACGUUGGCCAGUCUUAUUUUAACUGUGAAGAGAAGAGCAUUUAGCUAUGGGCAAGUGCAUGAACCGUAGCGGAUGGGUAUAUCAGUGGUGGGUGCAAACUCUGGCUUUGUACCUGGUGGCAGCAGGAGGCCUAGAGCCCUGUACAAAGAGGAUGACUCCCGCUCGUGCCGAGCAGAUGGACAGCAAGGGCUUGCGAUGCUGGGACAAUGUUAAGGUCCCAUCUUGUGGCGGUCGGUGUGACUCCAGGGAAGUUUCAGACUGGGAAUUUCCGUUCAAGAUAUCUCAUCACCCGGUAUGCGUGUACGGCUCGCGCCGCAAAAUGCUGGUCCACCUGCGCCACUGCGACCCGGGAGUGGAGCCUGAUACGGACAAAUUCACUUUUUUUGCUGCUGAAGAUUGCCGUUGUCAGAUAUGUUCUUCGCAACAUACCAGCUGCGAGUGGCUGCCACCGAAUGCUACUAUAUUGCAAGGAAUCCACCACGGAGAAGCCAUUUAACUUGCGGAAUCAUUAUUUAGAAGAAAUAUUACAUUCAUUCAUAAAACAUAAUAUGUUAUACAUACAUACUUUCUUAAAUAACUUGAGGCUGGGGAUUCUCGAAAGCGAAAAAUAAAUAGUUAUAAUUAUUUUCGAUAUUAUUAUAUGAAUUUGAUAAUUAUUAUUAGAAUUUGAAUAUAAAAAAACCACAAAUGUUACAAAUUUCCUCUAAAAAAUGACUCGAUUUAUGAUACGAAUGUGAACUUUUUUCGACAACAUGAAAAUCCCCAGUAAAAGUAGGUGGGCCAUAUUUUGUACAAGUCCAUUAGAGCUUACAAUUUGAACAUUAUCGCGAUCAAGAUAACGCCAAUCAGAGCUAAAAGGUCACUGUAGAUCAUUAUUUCUUGCUGACCAAUAAACAGACUUAUAAAAAUUGAAAACGUUAAAAAUUGUGAGUUUGUAUGUUUCGUGGAACAACUGGAUCAAUUUUGACGAUACGGAGUGAACGGUUAGAAUAAAACGAAUAAAACCUGGAUAAACUGCAUACUUUUAAUCUCGCAAUUUCAUCGGGAGCGGCACCCUGAGGCCAAAUUCCAAUGAUUAUUGUGUGAGUCCUUAUCACUACAUAGUAUAAAACAAAGUUGUCCUCCACGACUGUCUGUUUCUAAAUUUUCUUCAUAUAAACCACGUAACGGAUUUUUAUGCAGUAUUCGCUGUUAUUUCGACAACUUAUACCCAAAGGUUUAUAGUCCUCAUACGAAGCCAGGUCGGGUUGCCAUUUCAACCAUUGUCUUUUAAGUGCCUGCCUACUGUAUAUAAUAACUACUUAUAAUGCCAACUAAAAC